This is a messenger RNA of Helianthus annuus (common sunflower), 690 nucleotides long. RefSeq lists its product as uncharacterized. Gene Ontology annotation, biological process: intracellular protein transport; endoplasmic reticulum to Golgi vesicle-mediated transport. The record is from RefSeq and is a predicted model, not a curated record. Gene Ontology annotation, cellular component: endoplasmic reticulum membrane; endoplasmic reticulum. Lineage: Eukaryota; Viridiplantae; Streptophyta; Magnoliopsida; Asterales; Asteraceae. The coding region runs from base 146 to 538 and encodes 130 amino acids. The transcript has a single exon.
UUCCACGUGUCCCCACGUGUCCGAUCACCGACCACCAUAGUCAAAAAAACUCGGUUUCCAUUUCUUCCUUCCACCCCAAUCCCCAUUCCAGAUCUAGGGUUUCACUUCCAUUCUCUCUCAAUCCAAUCACUCAACACUACCAAAAAUGGCACUAGAAUGGGUCGUUCUCGGUUACGCCGCAGCGGCAGAGGCCGUUAUGGUCCUCCUCCUCACCAUCCCGGGCCUCGGCCCACUCCGCAAAGGUUUAGUCGCCGUUAUCCGUAACCUCCUCAAACCGUUUUUAUCUAUUGUUCCGUUUUGUUUGUUUUUGUUCAUGGAUAUUUACUGGAAGUAUGAGACCCGGCCCACGUGUGAUACGGCUGAGUCGUGUACCCCAACAGAGCAUCUGCGCCACCAGAAGUCGAUCAUGAAGAGCCAGCGGAACAUGCUGUUGAUUGUAACCGCGUUGGUGUUCUAUUGGCUGUUGUUUUCGGUUACUCAAUUGGUUGUUAAGAUUGAUCAGUUGAACAGCAGGGUCGAGAAGUUGAAGAAUAAUUGAUGAAGAUGGGUUUUGGUAUGUUUUGGUGUUUUAAGUUUUAUGGUUUGAUUGUAUGGACGGUUUAGGUUAUAAAUGGAUUAGUCGAGAACUUGAAUGUGUUUACAAUUGUUUGUGUUUGAAGUUUGAUGUUUAUGUGUUUGUGUUUGUGUUGA